Exophiala viscosa is the source of this 1274-nucleotide messenger RNA. Its product is annotated as thioredoxin 1. Gene Ontology annotation, molecular function: protein-disulfide reductase activity. Lineage: Eukaryota; Fungi; Ascomycota; Eurotiomycetes; Chaetothyriales; Herpotrichiellaceae. The record is from RefSeq and is a predicted model, not a curated record. Gene Ontology annotation, cellular component: cytosol. The coding region runs from base 210 to 1166 and encodes 318 amino acids. The transcript has 2 exons.
CAUUUCCACGUCGUUUUAUUCGCAUACAACACGACUUACACUGAGAUUAACAACAAUUUUGUAAUCAGGCUGCGAGACUACGUCGACCUGAUUAGCUUGCUUUGUUCAUCCCUACCAACGUCGACCGGAAGUCAGAGACGAUACCGGAUUGCAACACUUCUCCCAGUCCGCUCUUUGCAUUUCAGCAUACCCCUCCUCCUUCCGCCAUCAUGUCCAAAACCGUCCACAUCGAAUCUACAGCCCAAUUCUCAGCCCUUCUGUCCUCCUCUGCCAUUGUCGUCGCCGACUUCUACGCCGACUGGUGCGGACCAUGUCGUCAGAUCGCCCCAAUUUACGAGCAGUUGUCUACUCAACUUUCGCGGCCAAACAAAAUCACCUUCGCAAAGAUCAAUACGGACCAGCAAGUAGAUCUCGCUAGGUCGUACGGUGUCAAGGCCAUGCCAACCUUUAUGAUAUUCAAGAACGCUCGCCAAGUUGAGUUCAUCGAAGGCGCUGACCCACGAAGACUGUCGGAGGUGGUCAAGCAACUGGCGAAUGAGGCAAACAAGAUGGAAACAGAAGAGGUGGGCGGAUCUUCGACUGGAGGCUCCUGGCUUGGUGCAGCACUGCCGCGGGGAUACGAUGAUGUGACAAACCAAGUCGAGUUUCUGGGGUUGGAACUGAUGAACUGGGAUUCCGAACACGGCAAUGCGAGGACGCUGAUCAGCGCAGACAAACCAAAAGGCUCAGCUGAAGCAAAAGCGGACUACGUCGAAAGCGAUACAGACGAGCAACUGAUGAUCUACAUCCCUUUCCAAUCCACGCUCAAGAUUCAUUCAAUACAUCUUACCUCGCUGCCAGACAACACGGAAGACGAUGAAUCGCCAAGCAGACCUAAGGUCAUCAAGAUUUACUCAAACAGACCUCGCAUUCUUGGAUUUGACGACGCAGAGGACGCUCAAGCAUUACAGGAAGUCACGCUGUCAGAAAAAGACUGGGAUGCUAAAACUGGUACGGCCAAGAUUGACUUGCGCAUCGUCAAAUUCCAGAACGUGUCCAGCUUGGUGUUGUUCAUUGUAGAGAGCGAGGGAGACAAUGAGAAGGUUCGAUUGGACCGGAUAAGGAUCAUUGGCGAGUCGGGUGAGAAGAGAGACGGCAAGAUUGAGAAGGUUGCAUCCGACGACUGAGUUUGUACGAUUGCAAGACGAGGAUGAGAAACGAGAAACGAUUGCAUUGAUGGUCAUAGAUCUGGGAGACAUCGAUAUCAAACCAAAAGUCAUAGAGCGCAACACAGU